UGGUAAGCACUGGAUAACAACCCUAAAGAACUUGAUGUUUAUGUUUGUUUAGCAGAAAAGGUGUGAUAAAGUAGGUGUUAAGGAAAAGCCGGAGAUUCAAAGAUCAAAGAAGAGAAAGCGAUCAAGGUCUCGAAAAUAAAAAGCCAGAAGGAUGUUUUCAUCAAUUUAUUUCCUUCUGAUGCUGUUCUUCUACAGAAAAACCUAAAAAUAAAAAUAAAAGGACCAUUCCUGCGAAAGAGACGGUGUUUAGCCAAAUGGCUAAGACUAACUCAAUUGCGGAGUACACUAAUAAUAAAAAUUCUUUACACUUACACAAGACCGAGCAUACAAGUGUAAGGAGUGAGAUCAACAAGAGAUUGAGCACUGUAGGGAGAAGAAACAGGCUUAACUCCAAUGAUAAAUAAAUCUAACAGUGAUAUUCUCCGGAACAAACUCGGCACAAGUAGUGAUCAAUAUUUCGACAUGAAUGAUGACAAAAGCAAGACUUGAGUGAAAAAACCCAAUGUGAAGAAGUACUUCGGGUUUCAAGAAGAAAUCGACGAGUGAGAAGAAUUCAAAGAGAGUAAUGACAAAACUUCAUCAAUGAUCAUGGAUAGUGAGCAUCUAGAGUCUGUAGCUCCUCUUCCUUCCAAAAAAUCUAAUAACAAAAGCCCUAACUCUAGUAAACCUAAGAUGGCUACAAUUGUUCGUCGAAAGACUGUUCAAUUUAAUGAUGAAACAACUAUUAUUAAGGUUCCGAGUGGACAACAAGGAUCGCAAAAGCCAACCGUGAAAACUACCUCUCGCUCAGUUGAACUUCGAAAGAGCGAGACAGUUAAGCUUUUCCCAACGAUCGGUAAACAUGAAGAAGCAAUUGAUGAAAUACAGAAACUAAAGAACAAAGCUGGUCGCAGAAGAUCUUUCCAAUGCUCUCUUCCUUUCGGACAAAAGAAAAAGUCUAUAGAUACAAAAUUCCAAGAGCUUGGUGGUAUUGAUGAGAGAAGUAUCUAUCAUACACAGGCAAAUCAGACUGAGAAGGAUAAAACAGCAGUGGAGCAGUAUAUGCAUCCAGACCUAUUCUAGCCCUCUUAUUAAAGUUCUAAAUCAUCUA
Molecule: messenger RNA, 1090 nt
Organism: Moneuplotes crassus
Lineage: Eukaryota; Ciliophora; Spirotrichea; Euplotida; Euplotidae
Source: the annotation of a GenBank genome assembly